Molecule: messenger RNA, 2790 nt
Organism: Aspergillus tanneri
Lineage: Eukaryota; Fungi; Ascomycota; Eurotiomycetes; Eurotiales; Aspergillaceae
Product: patatin-like phospholipase family protein
Exons: 5
Coding region: 1-2790 (929 amino acids)
Biological process (GO): arachidonate metabolic process
Cellular component (GO): membrane
Source: RefSeq, a predicted model, not a curated record
AUGUCUAGUCAUGACUGGCUGUGCCUUGUUCAGCAUGCAGCAGGCACAUUUAUACACCACAACAGGUGCCUGAGCCAUGUGAGAGAGCAGCUGAUCUCACCUCAAACCCAGUUCCCCGCGCUUACCCUCUUCCUCGGCAAGGGGCACAAGGAUGUCGCUCUUCGCUAUGUGUUUCCAGAUAACCAGAUUACACCAGGCCGGUCGGGUCUGCGGCUGCGACUGGAAAAUCGUACACUGUACGGGGACCACCCAAUCCUUAUUGCUGACUGUGAUUCACACUUGACACCUCUAGCCCCAGAGCCGGUAGACGGUGAGCGGGAAGAGAUACCUAUUUUUUGGAAUAUAGCUGCAGACAGAAACCACCUGGAUAUCCUGCUAUCCCGCCUGCUGUUCUUGUUUGUCGACGUAGUCUGCAUCUUUGCGGAUGAUGUGGGCGGAUUGGAUGCGGUGCGCGCCGAGUUGACGAGAUGGGCUGCCUUGGGACGGAACGUAUCCAGCUUGGACCACCGGCCUCGCGUCCUGGUUGUGGCCGACUCGAACGGGGCAAGCGUGACGCAGGACAUCUUAGAAGAAAGCGAUUUCUUAUUCCAACUGCUGCGGAGUCCGGACGUGCCUGAGGUUUUUGCCACUCCCAAUCUGCUGCAGUUGCGUACUGGCAACCUAUCUGGUGCGGCGCGAUUCCUAGAACUCAAGGAUGAGCUACUGAAGGCUCUUGACCUUAGCCGCCGGGACCGGAGGCAAGAUGGGUUACUCUUUUCUGCGGCGCAUAUGGACGAGUAUUUUAACCAUGCCCUUCACCAUGUUUGCCGGACGCCACAACAGCCGUUUGAUUUUGUCCGAAGCUCUAAACGUAAUGCUGGGAGAGACAUGGAUCACUCCUUCCAUCUGAAAGAAUUUUUGGGCUUAACAAGUGUUCAGGAGUGGGAGUACCAGGCGGCAUACAUCGCUUCAACCCUUCUGGUCGACGCAUAUCGUCCGGGGUCGCAUUUUUUCAACCCGGCUGCCAUCUUCGACUCCUUCUAUCGCGAGUCCUGCCAGGCUGCAAUUACAGCCGUGGGAAUGGCGCCGUCCAAUUGCCAGCUUAUUGAGUUCUACCUAGCCCGCUUCCACAAGCGACUUCAGCUUGGGCAGGGGCCAUCGCGUCGCAUCCACAAGACAAAUCUUGUCCAGUGGCAGAACCUACUGGUCGGAAUCCGCACAGCUGGGUUCGGUCACCCCGUCGAAGGAGCAGAGUAUCAAUAUCAUAUCGACUGUUGUGUGCUUUGCCAAAGCCCAUCUAUAAAUGUGAUCAAUGUGCUACCGUGCACGGCACCCGUGCGAGCCAUCACCAUCGACGGCGGCGGUGUUCGCGGCUUUAUCCCCCUCCGGUUUCUCCAACACAUACAACUUCAACUUGGAGCGCAAUUCCCGGUGCAGGAUCUUGUCGAUGUGGCCUUUGGGACGAGCUCCGGCGGACUUUCUGUAUUGAAAGUAUUUCGACAGCGUCGAUCCGUCGACGAAUGCAAUGAUACUUUUGCAGAUCUAAUGCAGGAAUUCUUCCAGAAGCAGCCGCCACCGCGAUCGAUAUGGGCGAAGCUUCUUCGUGCGAUCCGUUGCUGGUGGACAGACGGGUGGUACGAUGCAAGCAUGUGGGAUAAACUCCUUCAAUCACAAUUUGAUGCGAGUCAGCAGAUGUUCGACACACAGCCGGUUUCGGGGACGAAGGUCGCGGUGACAACAACGGCCCGAGAUACAGUCCUACUAACUAACUAUCGGCGUAAUACUGUGAAGCCGGACGAUGGAGUGCCCGCGCAACAACCGCAGCCCCCAUGUCAGUUGCACUGCCUGUCGCGGCAAUCAAACGUUACGGAGGCUAAAAUCAGAGACAGGUUCUUUCCGCCGAUUGAUCUGCCGGGAAUAGGUAGCUGCGAAGACGGUGGACUCAAGGAGAAUAAUCCCGCGCUGAUCUGUCGUUCUGAGACACGGUUCAUGUGGCCUUCCAGGUUAGAGCCUGGGACUUUGAUAUCACUAGGAACGGGGUCAGCCAAUGUGGGUCACCCACCCGGUCUGGGCCUUGCCCGGCGCCGUCGGUCCAAGAAGCGGGGUUUUGCCUUUCGCGUGUAUGACUUCUUUAUGGCAUCCAUGGAUGCUAAGGAGGCUUGGAAAAAGUUUCUGGGCCAGCUGGAUGAGGCCACGAAACGAAAUUACCACCGCUUAGACGUCACUUUCCCCAGCCAAGAGCCCCGUUUAAACUCUGCCGGGGAGGUCAGGUGGAUGACCAGCCUAGUAGACAAAGAAGCCAGGAUUCAAGUGCCACCGGCGCUAACAUCCCUGCUGCUCGCCAGUCUCUUCUUUGAGUUGUCCUCUGUUCCCCAGUGGGAGGACGGCUUCUAUCAUUGCAUAGGCACAAUUAGAUGCCGCGUGAGGGGUAACAUCUUUGUAGACGCCCUUACCAAGCUCCAUCCGCACGCGUCCGCCUUUAUACUCGGCGAGGAGACGCUCGGAAUCUCGCCGUACUCCGACGCAGUUUGUGAGAUGUGCCGCAGGUACUGCGUGCCCGUCCGCUUCGCGGUGAAAGAGCUGCAUAGUCGGAUAACUCUGUCGCUGCGGCUCGAUGGCGAACAGGCUCAACCUUUGGGUGGAUUUCCGCUGUCUUUGUGCUGGUUCCUCGAACAACAGGAACUGUAUUGGAGCAACACACAAGGUUUGCCGGCACGCACCGCAUGCAAAUCUUGUGAUAUGCGGGUCCACCGCAAAAACAGACCAAUCCAACCACCCUCAAACUAUAGGAAGCGGGUUCGGUAUAUUUGA